ACUGUUAAAAAAACCACCAUGCCGUCCCGUUUGAACCAAAGAGAAGGAAGAUGAAGGAAGCUCGAACCUCCAAUGGAGUCCCCCUCUUCCGCACAGUUUUAAUUCCUUUACCUUUGCCUGAGCUCAUUGCCUGUUCAAAACCGCAAGGAUUUAGAUAUUCCCCAACUGAAGGCGCUGUUCUUUCUUCUUCUUCUUCUUCUUCUUCUUCUGCAGGACUUGUCUUUCGACAAUGUCUUUUUUUCCUUUUUUCUAGAUUCCGAUUUCUUGCUCCUUGUUUUCCCCUUUUGAUAUCUAUGUCGGCGAUGCAAUUUUUCGAWUUUUUGGGUUAUGCGACUUGAAGUGUGCCUGUUAUCGAUGUGGCGAUGGAAACUCCAAAUGUUUCUCCUUGAGAAUGUCCGCUAAGAGAAUUAGUGCGGAGAACUGGAGCUGUACACAUUUGGCGCACAAGCUAUUUUCUAAUGUGAAACAUGAACGUGAAAUUUCUAGUUUCACUACACAGAUUUGGAUGCCUGGUUUAGGCACUGCCCCAUUUACGAUUUCAUGUGGAAGUUUAUUCUUGCAGUUUCAGGGGUUGGAUAAACUGAAAAGCAGCUGAAGGUUUUUCUCUCUAUAUUUAUGCACCAUUCAUUUAUAAACCUCAUGUACCUUAAAUUCAUUUAUAAACCUCUGCAGUGUGUUUAAGAAUGGCAUUUAUAAGAACCUUAAAUUCUAUAUAUUUUGUAACUUUAUCAUCAGAAGCCAUUAUUUUCUUUACCCCUCGUAGUUUAGCAAACCCCAUAAAUAUCUUCAAACCUCGACUGCAAUUUGCAUUCUCUCAUAUUCGGCCUAAUACCCAGAUUGCUUUUUCCCCCUGCCCUGCUCCUGAACAAUCAUAUGAUGAUUAUAUAAUCUCUCUCUGCAAGAAAAAUUUUCCCAGAGAAGCUCUUCAAGCUUUUGACAUCUUUCGAAAGUGUACCAGUUUUCCAUUGAAGUCUAUUACUUAUAGCCAUUUGAUCAAUGCUUGCUCUUAUCUGAGAUCCCUAGAGCAUGGCAGGAGAAUUCAUGGCCAUAUGUUGGCAUUCAACUACCAGCCUGACUUGAUACUUCAGAAUCAUAUUCUUAAUAUGUAUGGGAAGUGUGGGUCUUUGAAAGAAGCAAGAAAUGUUUUUGAUGCAAUGCCCCAAAGGAAUGUAGUAUCUUGGACAUCCCUGAUAUCUGGGUACUCACAUUACGGUCAAGAGGACAAUGCCAUUACAUUGUAUGUUCAAAUGCUACAAUCAGGAUAUGUUCCCGACCACUUUACCUUUGGAAGUGUUAUAAAAUCUUGCUCAGGACUUGACGAUUUUAUGUUAGCAAGGCAACUACAUGCCCAUGUUCUGAAGUCUGAAUUUGGCGGUCACCUAAUUUCUCAGAAUGCUCUUAUCUCAAUGUAUACCAAGUUCUCUCAAAUUUCUGAUGCAAUAAACGUCUUCACUCGUAUUAUGGCAAAGGAUUUAAUUUCGUGGGGGUCAAUGAUUGCAGGGUUUUCCCAGCUUGGUUAUGAGCUUGAAGCUUUACACCAUUUUAGGGAAAUGCUUUCUGGACAUGUCUAUCAGCCAAAUCAGUUUAUCUUUGGUAGUGCCUUUAGUGCUUGUAGCAAGCUCUUAGAACCAAAUUAUGGACGCCAGAUACAUAGCUUAUGUAUGAAAUUUGGGUUAGGAAGUGAUCUUUUUGCUGGAUGCUCCCUCUGUGACAUGUAUGCAAAGUGUGGUUUGUUAGAAUCUGCAAGAACAGUGUUUUAUCAGAUAGAAAAACCUGAUUUGGUAUCUUGGAAUGCUAUAAUUGCAGGAUUUGCUAGUGCUGGUGAUGCAAAGGAAUCCAUGUCAUUAUUUUCUCAGAUGAGGCAUACAGGACUUGCUGCUAAUGAUGUCACUGUCCUCUCUUUACUUUGUGCUUGUUCAGAACCUGUGAUGCUUUGUCAGGGAAUGCAGGUUCAUUCCUACAUUAUCAAAAUGGGCUUUUAUUUAGAGAUUCAUGUGUGCAACUGUUUACUCAACAUGUAUUCAAAAUGCUCAAAUCUGAAUGAUGCACUUGGAGUAUUUGAAGAUAUUGAAAACAAAGCUGAUAUAGUUUCUUGGAACACUGUGCUUACGGCGUGUCUCCAGCAGAACCAAGCUGGAGAGGUUCUAAGAUUGACAAAGCAAAUGCUUGUUUCUAGUAUUAAGCCUGACCAUGUUACUGUAACUAAUGUAUUGGUGUCAUCUGGACAGGUAGCAUCUUAUGAGGUGGGAAGUCAAGUCCAUUGCUUUAUCAUAAAAUCAGGACUGAAUCUCGAUACUUCUGUUUCGAAUGCGUUAAUUAAUAUGUAUACGAAGUGUGGAUCCCUUGGAAGUGCUCAAAAGAUGUUUGAUUCAAUAGACAAUCCUGAUAUCAUUUCGUGGAGUAGCUUGAUUGUCGGAUAUGCUCAGGCUGGAAGCGGAGACAAAGCUUUCAAGCUUUUCAGAACCAUGAGAGGUCUGGGCGUAAAGCCAAAUGAAAUUACAUUUGUAGUAAUCCUUACUGCUUGUAGUCAUAUUGGAAUGGUAGAAGAAGGUUUGAAGUUAUACAGGACAAUGCAGGAGGAAGAUGGCAUUUCACCAACCAGAGAACACUGUUCGUGUAUGGUAGACUUGCUCGCCCGUGCUGGAUGCUUAGAUGGGGCAGAGGAGUUCAUCAAGCAAAUGCCUUUCGAUCCCGACAUUGUGGUCUGGAAGACACUGUUAGCAGCAUGUAAAAUCCAUGGUAAUCUCGAGAUUGGCAGAAGGGCUGCAGAGAAUGUGCUAAAAAUCGAUCCAUCCAACUCAGCCGCGCUCGUAAUGCUCUGUAACAUACAUGCUUCUUCUGGCCAUUGGAAAGACUUCGCGCUACUGAGGAGCUCGAUGAGACAAAUGGAUGUCAGCAAAGUUCCAGGUCAGAGCUGGAUUGAGAUCAAGGAUAGAGUUCAUGUGUUUUUGGCAGAAGAUAGCUUGCAUCCUGAGACAGGUAGAAUAUACACAAUGCUAGAGGAGUUGAGGUUGCAAAUUUUAGAUGAUAGUUGUGAUCCAAUACAGAUGGUGUCUUCAUUUGGUUACUAAGUAGGAAUAGUAAUUAUUCAAGUAGAUUCUUAGAUGUAAAAUGCAUCUUCUGAAUUCUAAAUUCAAAUAAUCAGAGUGAUUUAAGAGAC
Molecule: messenger RNA, 3160 nt
Organism: Momordica charantia (bitter melon)
Lineage: Eukaryota; Viridiplantae; Streptophyta; Magnoliopsida; Cucurbitales; Cucurbitaceae
Product: Tetratricopeptide repeat (TPR)-like superfamily protein
Biological process (GO): RNA modification
Cellular component (GO): intracellular membrane-bounded organelle
Molecular function (GO): RNA binding; protein binding
Source: RefSeq, a predicted model, not a curated record